AUGUCAUAAAAUAUUGAUUAAGAAUGAAUCGAGUCAAAGUCAUUCAAGUCUUAAGAGUUCCUUUAGACAAUAUGUUUCGUCUAUCACAAGUUCGAAGAGCAUAUUGUAUGUGUAUUUUAAUUAGAUUAGACUAUUUUUCUAGGGCAUACAUCCCAUUUACAUAAUAUAUUCUUUUAAAUGGAUCCACAUUCAUUUUGUUUCAUCUCAUGUUAUUAGAAUUUUCUAACAAUCCAAACAGCCAGGCAAGGAGGGGGCCCCACUUGGCCCAUCUCAAGUCGGUACUCACUCCACUUCACAAAACGUUAAAUGGCCAAAUUUGGGGAGAGAACGACUUGGCUUCAAUGCCCUUAAAAUCCUUCCACAUUCUCACCAUGCACUCCUCGUUUACCCUCUCACUUGCCCUCCGCUGCCUCUACCUCUCCCCCAAAAUGACGUCAUCUUCUUCCCCGGAAAUUGUCCUCACUAGCUCCCCUGACGGCCUUAUCAUCGCCUUCGAUCCUUCCUCCGGUGCCACUCUUGCUCGCUUCGCCGGAAGUUGCUCGCCCCGCAAAGGCCUUAUCCUCGCCGGAAAAACCCACCUCGCCGCCUCCCACAUUUCCCCCAGCACCGGCACAGGCUCCAUCCACCUCUACAACUGGUGGUCUUGCACCGCCUUCCGCCACCUCCCCCUCCCAGAACCCGUCGCUCCCCUCGCCGCCACUCACGAUGGCUCGUACCUCUUUGCCGGCGGCAUUUCCGGCCACGUCCAUGCCAUCUCCCUUCCUUCGGGAGACACAGUUCGGUCAUUUUCAGCUCAUAGCAAACCAAUUUCUUGCCUGGAAAUCAGCUUUGACGGCUCUCUUCUGCUAUUGGGCGCCGAUGAUGGGGCCAUCCUCGUUUUCCCAAUUUUUAAACUCGUGGAUGUGUCUUCCGCAACUGAUCAGAGGGAUUCAAGGCACUUCGUAUUGCAUCAAUUUGUCGGGCACGCGGCGCCGGUGACCGCCAUUACUUCCGGCGUGGCAGGGUGGAGCUCGACGAUCGCCUCGUGCUCGCUGGAUUGUACUUGCAUGUUCUGGAGCCUUCUGCAAAGGACGCGGCUCUGGACGGUGACGUUUCCGUGCACGAUUUAUGCGGUGGCUGUCGACCCGACGGAGUCGGAGUUCUACGCCGGAGGGUCGGACGGGUUGGUGUACGGUGGAGCAAUGAAGGCCGUGAGAAGAGGGCCGGCGAACCGGAGUCGUGAAACGGUGGCAUGGGCGCAGCGCCAUGGUGGAGCAGUGAUGAGCUUGGUGCUCAUCAAUGGCGGACGGAACUUGGUGUCGGCUUCGGAAGAGGGGAGCGUGUGGGUUUGGGAAUUGGAGAGGAGGGAGGUGAUUAGGGUUCUUGGGGCGGAUCUGGGGAGAAUUAGCGAUUUGGUGGUGGCGAGAGGGGUUGCAAACGGAAAGGGAGGCGGUGGAAAUGAAGGCGUCGGCGAUGGGUGGGGGGAGGGGUAUUGUCGUAGAGAGUUGCAGCGGCCGGCGAGGGAGAUAUCAGGAAUAGAGGACAUGUUGAAUGAGGUGGUGAAGGACCGGAGCAAAGCCAUUGAUAUGCUGGAAUCAGCCAUUAAAAUGUAUGAGAGGCUCUUGGAGCUCAUUCUGAAAGAAGCCAAGGGAGGGGACAACAGGAACAAGAACAGGGCUGAUGAUCAGCUCAGAAAUGGCUUAUAAAUUUCUCAUUCUACUUUAAUUUGUAGUGUCUGUUCCAAAACCAAAAAGAAAAAAAGGAAAAAAAAAAAAAACAAAGCACAGUGCUUGUACUUUUCACCUCUGUUCUUGGUUCAUCUAGAUGGGAAGAGGUAGAAACUGCAAUGUCUGAUCUUCAGGCCUCAGAAAAAGGUAGCUUUGUUUGUUUAGCUUGGAUUCCUCUGCAUUAGUGUAGAUUUUGACAAAUAUAAUUUCAAAAUUAUAUUAUGUUUGAUUUAAA
Messenger RNA from Malania oleifera, 1941 nucleotides. Its product is annotated as protein ROOT INITIATION DEFECTIVE 3-like. Gene Ontology annotation, biological process: DNA-templated DNA replication; rRNA processing. Bases 207 to 1685 code for a protein of 492 amino acids. Gene Ontology annotation, cellular component: nuclear pre-replicative complex. Gene Ontology annotation, molecular function: protein binding. The record is from RefSeq and is a predicted model, not a curated record. NCBI's taxonomy places the organism in Eukaryota, Viridiplantae, Streptophyta, Magnoliopsida, Santalales, Ximeniaceae. The transcript has a single exon.